AUGAGAUACAUUAUUAAAGGUGGUGUAUGGAAAAACGUUGAGGAUGAAAUUCUCAAAGCAGCUGUUAUGAAAUACGGUUUAAAUUAAUGGUCCCGUAUUUCUUCUCUACUUAUUCGUAAAUCAGCUAAAUAGUGCAAGUAGAGAUGGUAUGAAUGGCUUGAUCCUUAAAUUAAGAAAACAGAAUGGACAAGAGAAGAAGAUGAAAAAUUACUUCAUUUAGCUAAAAUAUUCCCAUGUUAAUGGCGUACUAUCGCACCUCUUGUAAAUAGAACUCCUAAUUAAUGCGUUGAAAGAUAUGAGAGAUUACUGGAUAUUGCUUAAGGUAAAGAUCCAGAUGAUCCUAACGAUCCCAGAAAAUUAAAGCCUGGUGAGAUUGAUCCAAAUCCAGAAACUAAACCUGCUAAAGUAGAUUAAAUAGAUAUGGAUGAAGAUCAAAAGGAAAUGUUAGCAGAAGCAAGAGUAAGAUUGGCCAACACCAUGGGUAAAAAACCCAAAAGAUUAGCAAGAGAAAAGUUAAUAGAAGAUGCAAGAAGAUAGGCUUAAUUAUAAAAAAGAACAGAAUUAAAAGCAGCUGGCAUAGAAAUAUUAGGGAAAAGAAGAUAAAAAGGAACUGAUUACAAUUAAGAAAUUCCUUUUGAAAGAGUCCCAUAAUAAAAAAUAUAUAAAGUAGAUAACACUGAAACACCAAAGCCAAAUCUCUCUUUCCAAAAUUUAAGUUUAAGAGAUAUUGUAGGCUAGCAAAGAGUUGAAGAAGAAGAAGCUAAGAGAAAGCAUGAAGAAAAAGCUAAAAAGAAACUUAUGGAAAAAGAUUUAAGCUAGGUAGUAGAUAAAAUGGCUAAGCAAACAAGAGAUAUUUUGAUGUAACGUACCUAGUUAGUUAUGCCAGAAGUUUAACUCAGUGAUAAAGAUUUAGAGUUAUUGGGAAAGCAAAACGCUUUUUCUUCAAAUGUUGGUACCGAUAAUGAAGUAACUAAAGGACUCAUGGGCAAUUACACAAGCAUGAUGACUCCUACACCAAUGAGAACUCCUAGAAUUAUUUAAGAUACAGUAAUGACAGAAGCAAAAAAUCUUGUAGCUUUAAAUAACACUUAAACUCCUUUAUUAGGUGGUUAAAAUGCUGAGCUAAUCGACCCUAAUAGAGCUUUUUCUACUACAGCUAACCCUACUUUUAAGGUUCCAUAAACACCUAAUUAAUUUAAAAAAAUGUUAGAAACUGCUAGUUAAAAUCAAAUAUUUGCUUAGCCUGCAAGCAAAAAAAGAUAGUAAUAAAUUCCUUAAACCCCUUUGAAGGAUGAAUUCAAUUUAAAUGACAAGAAUCGUGCUCCAUAUAUGGAGUUAGAAAAUAAUAGUAGUUGGGAGUACUCUUAAUCUUAAUUGACUGAUGACACUUAAUUUAUUCCCAGAUCAAAUCAAGAAUAUCUUAAAAUGGCUUUACAAAAUAUCCCUAAGCCAUAAUAUGAAUAUGAAAUUGAAAUACCUGAUCUGGAAGAUGAAGAAGACCAAGAAAGAAUGAAAUAAAUAGAUGCUCGUGAAGAGGAGAUAUUAAAGCAAAAGUAAUAGCAAUAAGAAAGAGAAAAGUAAUAAAGAAUGAAAUCUCUUGCUAUCAAAAAGAAACUUCCAAGACCCUUUUAAAUCCCAAAUUAAUUAUAUGAUCAUAUCUACAACCGUUAAGAUCUUAACGAUUACAGAAAAGAAGCUGAGUAAAUGUUGGAAUCUGAAACUAUCUAAUUGCUCACAUUUGAUAUGUAAAAUUUCCCAUUUGCAGGAUGCAAACCUGUGAAUACUAGAAUUAGCUUAGAAAAUUUUGAAGAAAAUGAAAUUUUGAAAGCAAGCUAAUUAGUUAAUAGCGAAAUAGAUUAAAUUAAAAAAGAAUUAAAGGUAGAAAGUGUUGACUCAGAAUUCAUUACAUCAAAAUAUAAAGAUUCUGAAAUUUCAAUUUAAUACAAUCGCUAAUAGAAUUAAUUAGUGAAUGUAAAGCAGAAUAAGGAAGCUUUUAAAGAAAUAUUGAAGUAGCAAGCAGAAAGAAAUAAAUUAAUUAUGUAAAGAGAUUAAAAGAAAUUAGAUUAAUUUUUGUUACAUAAAGCCAGAACUAAUUUAACAGGAUAUGUGAAUAUUAUUUAGAAAAAUGCUAAGGAAAUAGAUGAGCUUAUUUCAACUUAAUUAAAUUUAAAAAUUGAACUUGAUGUCUUUAAAAAGUUGUAAGAACAAGAAAAAUAAAGUUCUAUCUAUAGAAUAGAGGAGUAAAAGAAUUACUAUGACUAACUUGUUUCAAAAGAAAAGGAGCUCUAAGAAAAAUAUGAUAGAUUUGAAUUGUUAAGAUAUCAAAUUAUCAAUGAAUAAAAAAAUGAAACUAUAGAUGAUGAAGAAGAGGAUAACAAAAAAUAAAAUUCAGAUGAAGAUGAUAUCUAUUUAUCUAAUAACCGUUCUUACAAUUAUUAUAAUUAAAAUGUAAUAAUUGAAGAAAUCAAUUUAUUUUAAUGA
Molecule: messenger RNA, 2481 nt
Organism: Tetrahymena thermophila SB210
Lineage: Eukaryota; Ciliophora; Oligohymenophorea; Hymenostomatida; Tetrahymenidae
Product: Myb-like DNA-binding domain protein
Exons: 8
Biological process (GO): mRNA splicing, via spliceosome
Cellular component (GO): spliceosomal complex; Prp19 complex
Source: RefSeq, a predicted model, not a curated record